This is a messenger RNA of Bombus pascuorum, 7227 nucleotides long. RefSeq names its product enhancer of polycomb homolog 1 (gene E(Pc)). The transcript is spliced from 10 exons. The coding region runs from base 326 to 2929 and encodes 867 amino acids. Gene Ontology annotation, biological process: regulation of transcription by RNA polymerase II. The record is from RefSeq and is a predicted model, not a curated record. Lineage: Eukaryota; Metazoa; Arthropoda; Insecta; Hymenoptera; Apidae. Gene Ontology annotation, cellular component: piccolo histone acetyltransferase complex.
CACGUCGCAUCGCGGAACUGCUCGAGCUGAACGUGUUAAAUGGCUGUGCGUCGGCCAUGAUGGCUUUGAGCAGGGACCGUGUCACGCAAACAUGUUUUCGAAGUGAUAUAUCUCGUUUGGUGACUGAGUGACCGUGUUCCAGCGCGAUGGCCGGAGAACGAUGAGGCCCUGAGCGCUCUCUGUGCCGGGUAUUACGGCCGCAGGGCCCCCAACCAGGCCCAGUCAGGUUCACGUUCCUUAAGUCCGAGGCCCGAGCCGACCCGACUGGCCUCACGGUUCGACACCAGCCACCUCGGUUGUCAACACGCGAGCCAGCCGCCUCAGGAUGAGCAAGCUGUCGUUCAGGGCCCGUGCCCUGGACGCUUCCAAGCCCAUGCCGAUUUAUAUGGCUGAGGAACUACCGGAUCUGCCAGAUUACUCGGCCAUUAAUCGUGCUGUGCCCCAAAUGCCCAGCGGCAUGGAAAAGGAGGAGGAAUGUGAACAUCACUUGCAAAGAGCAAUAUGCACAGGUCUGAUCAUUCCUACCCCUGAGGUAACUGAUUUAACAGAUGUGGAAGCUUAUGACAAAAUAUAUCCAGCUGACUAUAGGCUACCUCGUCAACUUAUACACAUGCAACCUUUUGCAAUGGAACAAGAUAUUCCAGACUAUGAUAUGGAUUCAGAAGAUGAAAAAUGGGUUGCAGUACAAAGUCGUAAGAUGGACUUAACUCCUCUUCAAUUUGAAGAAAUGAUGGAUCGUUUAGAGAAAAGUUCAGGACAAACUGUAGUCACUCUUAACGAAGCUAAAGCACUUCUGAAAGAGGAUGAUGAUUUAAUUGUUGCUGUGUUUGAUUACUGGCUGAAUAAGCGUCUUAAAACACAACAUCCUCUUCUAUUAACGGUUAAAACAGAGCAUCGGUUUGGUUCAGCUGCCAAUAAUCCUUAUUUAGCGUUUAGACGUAGAACGGAAAAAAUGCAAACGCGUAAACAUCGUAAAAACGACGAAACUAGUUAUGAAAAAAUGCUGAAGCUCCGUAGGGAUCUUAGUAGAGCAGUUACCCUUUUAGAAAUGGUUAAAAGAAGAGAGAAAACCAAACGAGAACAUUUACAUCUUACAAUUGAAGUAUAUGAAAAAAGAUAUCAGGCACAAGAUUUUAACGGACAAAUAUUGGCAGAAGUAUCAGCGUUGAAGACACCAAGACCUGCUUUUGCUCCACUGUUCACGAAUCAGUUUGGUGUUCAUCAAAAUUGGGCAAAUAAAGUCUGUAGUAAAGAUGAUGUAGUACCCAGGAAAGAAAAAAGACAAUAUAAGAAGCGAAAGCAUAAAACCGAUAGCAGGGGAGGAAAUUUGGAAGAUAAUGGUGUACGGGGUGGAACAGGUAGUGGAGGUGGUCGAGGAAGUCGGCCUGGUGUUCUUGGAAGCGGGCUGGACCCGCUAAUAAGUUCAGACGAAGAUAGUCCGCUCCCAUCUCAUUCACAUUCUCAGCCCUCGGUUCCUUCAGAUCGCGAUGAUGAAGACACUGCUGAUGAGGGUCAAUUCACUUUCCGACGAAAUAGAAAUAGCACUUAUCUACCACCUGUAUCAGGUGGAUUUGGAAACUGGCCUUGGUGUGAUAAAAGUGAAGGGGGCUUGGCUGAUAAGAAGUAUAGGUUUGCACUGACCAGUAUCAGCAAACCAGUACCGAGAUGUAUUGGUUUUGCCCGGCGGCGAAUUGGUCGGGGUGGCAGAGUAAUAUUGGAUCGCUGUUCUACUGAUAUGGAUGAUAUGUGGUCUUCUCUAGACUUUACAAUACAUCAACCAAAACGGGAACCAGUGGAAUCUGAUACAACUGCCACACCAACAAUUCCAAUCAAGAAGGAGUGGUUACACUUCCGACCAAAGACUCCACCUGUGUCAGUGCAUAGUCCAAGUGAAGAAAGUAGUGAUACGGACUCAGAUAUAGAGCCAACAUUAACUCCAUCGAAACCGCUUCCAUACCCGUUCCCACCUGAAGCGACAUCUAUCUGUGUGGAAGUAGAGCCCGAGCGUGUAGGAGAUGAACCACCUUUUACAUCAGAAUUCAAUAUCGCUGAUUAUUUCUCAGUGGAUACGCUAUCGGACUUUGAUCUUGCCGUUGCGAGUAUAACCGGUAGUGCGUGCAUCAGUGGUCUAUCGGAUAAUAACUCUAACGAUAUGCGGACAGACGAACUGGGUAGUUCACAUUUUGUUGUGACUCCACUACCUAGUAGUCUUUUGGCACAGCCUGCAACACAACAGAGUCGGCCUCAGUGCAGUGGUAGUGGUUUUAGUGUUGUAAAUACUUCUACGAGUUCUACAAUCCCGUCGUCUUUCUCGUGUACAACCAACCAACCGACAACGUCGAGUGUAGUAUCUACGCAAUGCGUAAGUGGUGCUACUGAGACACAGUCGAACCAGUCUAAACAGCAACAACAUAGACAAUUACCAAACAACAGCAAUCCUGUUUCCAUUCUGUCUAAAUCCUUGACUAGUCCAACGAAUAAUAGGAAUGGCGGUAGCUGUGGCAGUGGUAGUGCUGGAGUCAGAGUGUUUAGUGCAAGUACCACAACUAGUGGAACAAUUACAAACUUUGGCAAUGGACAUCAAAAUGGGCCAUUGUCUCAUAUAAAUAACUCUAAUAAUCUUUCAAAUAGCACUCACGUCGUGAAUAAUCAAUCAACGAUAGUUCUGCCACAAAAACAUCCGCCGUCCACUCUGCUACCUGGCUUUAUCACACAGAGCAAAUUGGCGAGUCUCGCAAGGCAGCAACAACAGACGCAGAGUCAGGCGCAACAAAUCCCAGCGUCCGGGGAAAUUACGCUUAAUAGUAAUAGUGAAAAUUUGGAUAUGAAGGUGGAUGGAGUGGAAAAUGCAACUUGCGAUGGUAAACCACAGCAACAGCAGCUUGUACGGGCAAAUAAAACAAAUUCGUUAGCGAUGGAAGUGACAUGAUGCCUGCUAUCGGCACCCCUGUUGCCGCCAAUACGUCACUGGGGGCUUCGCUAACUUUACCUUGCCUAUGUCUGUCUACCUUCUUCUGGAGACUGAACAUACACUACGUGCUCGUUAAUACAAAAUGCGGUACGGCUAGAUUGCAGAAAUACUCUGAUCAGUUGCCUGUUACAGCGAUGACAACGGAACAGUGUCAAUUCCAUUGCAAGUACCAAGUUGUUUUGACCAUGAAAUAGACUAUAAUUUAUUUCUCUAAGUCGUUUGUUUCCUUGCUACUUGAACAGUCACAAUUAUUCGAGGCAGUCACAGUGUUUCAUUAAAUCUUUAUAAGGAGUAGUUCAUUUCUUUUUGGUAUAUUAAAUUUAGUAUUAGUUUCAGACUGUUGUUAUGUUUCUUCAUUUCUUGAUAUAAAUAUCUUUUUAGAUAUUAAUAGAUAAAUAUAAAAAUAAUAUAAUGUACAUACUCUUUGUUUUCUGAAACAAGAAAUAGUUUUGUUCAACGCAAGGGAACUUUUAUAUUUGACAAAAUUAUAGCCUCAUUUUUAUCAAAAACUUGGCAGAACUCCUUUCUCAUUUUUUUACUCAUAUGCAAAUGAUACCGUUGAAAUAUGUUUAAUGAAGUUACUAAAAUCAUAUCAUAGGCUUUCUCAAACACAGCAUUAAUUAUUUUUAUUCCAGAAGUAUUACAGAGAGAUUUUCGUUUGUUUUUUUUUAGAAAUUUUGCAUGUUUGGAAUAUAUAUUCGUAUUUUUGACAAUUAGAUAAAUCUGAGAGAAGAUAAUGACUAGUACACCAUAAAAUAUUAUAAAAGCUAAUUCUAAAUUACAUUAUUUUGAAAUAUGAAAUUUAAACUUUUGGCGGAUAGUAUUUCUGUGUGUACAUUUAUGAUUGUAAAUUUUAUUUAAAUGAUAUAAACUAGAGAUGGAGUAAAUACCUCUUGUGAACAAUGUAUAAUAAACCUUUUAUAAAUAAUCUUAAUACAUAUUGUUUUUUCAAAACUCUUAAUGAACUCAAAUUAAUUUGAUUUAUUGUGGAUUUUCAUGUUUAUUUCAAUACUAUAUACGGUAUUUAUGUAUAUAACAUAAAUUCAGUUUAUAUAUAAGGAAGUAUUCAUAUUAUUUCUUUACAAGUAUGUUAAAAUAGUAGUAUCUUAAAAGCUUUCAGGCUGUGAAAUAAUGAAACUAUUAACAGUAAUAAUCUUUAUAUUAGCACAUAAUAAAGGAGGUUCUAAUUCUUUUAUAGUUUUAAGGAACCACACAUUUCUAUUUCAGUAACAUACUUUGAAUUAAUAUAAAUGUAAAUAUAAAUAUAAAUCUUAAUGUUGCGUUUGAGAAGCUUGUAUCAUGAAAAUCUAUAUUACAUUUUGACAAGUUCAUGACACUAUGGUUAGGGUUUAUAAUAUCUACACAGAACAUGUAAAAAUUUUCGUCUUUCAAUUUAGUAAUUGCGAGCUGUGGAAAUAAGAAUAACGAUUAAUGAAUUUAUUUGCCAUACAAAAUAUGAAAGAAACGAAUUGUUCUGCAUAAUGAUAUAUUAAAUUUUAUUAAUUAGCUUGCAAGUAAAUUGAUUACUCAUUUUAUGCAAAAAAUUGGCAUACAGUGAAAUUGUGUACUAUUAAUUUGUUAAGUACUUUAAAGCAAGAUUUAAGUAACAGUAUUUUUGAAAAUGGGUAUAUCUUAUAUAUGUAUAUUCAUACCAGUAGAAUUCUUUACAAAAAAUUGAUACAUUACAUAAAUAUUAGAAUAAUAGCUGAGUCUGUAUUUAAGCUUCAAAUAAGGGAUUAUCAGCUUCGUGCUUAAAUCAAACAUAUAACGUCGUAUCAAUGAGUACUAUUGCCAUACAAAAAUUUAGUUGUUUAUGCAGACAAACAGUUUUUGAAAUCUACUGGUAUAAUUAUACGAAAAUUGAGAUUGAGGUAUUUUGGCAUUUACUGGUACAUAAACCAUAUACUUUGUUACAUAAUUUUUCAGAUAAAAAGAAAAGUUUAAUUACCACUAGAUAAAACCAACAUGAAAAUGAAAGUAGUUACUGAAUCUGCGCAUAUUUUUAUGCGCGUUAUUCUCUUCCUCUUAGUCUUUCUGCAUUAUUGCCUCCCAUUCCAUGUAACUGUAUAUCGAGAUACUACAUUAAAAUAUAAGUAUUGAAUAAAAAAAUAACUUAGCAAGAAAAUUGACAAUAUCAAGAUUCUAAGAUGUUUUUAUUUGAUAAUUGAUGAUACGAAAGAAGCAGUUGUUUUAUUUGAAAGAAUGAUUAACACAUUUAUUACAAUUACAUUUCAUAUUUCUGUGUGGCUAAUAGGAAGGAUACCUAUAAAAAAAUACAUAUAGUUACUUAAAAUAGAUUAUUAAAUAUAUGAGUUUAGAAUUGACGAAAUUCAAGAGUAUCUGUCGCAUAAUUGUUAUUAUUAUUUAGAAAAGGUUUCAUUCACAUAUGCAACACAUUGUCUGUUGUUUAUUUGAAAUUUGUAGGCACUGAUCAAGACGAACAAUAUCCUAGCCACUUGGACUGAAGAUUUAUAAUUUAAGUGUAUUACGAACGGCCAUGGCAAAGUCUUUCAGGUAGUCAUUCAUUUUCCAGACUUGAAGCAUAGAAAUUUUUUCCAAGUAUGCAAUAAAAAAGUUCUUUCGCGAGCCGUAAUACGAGAUCAAGAGAAAAAUAUAAUGGUGCAAAUGUUGCAAAUUCUAGAGACUUCAUGAAAUCAUAAUAAGAAACAAACAAAAAAGAUAUAUUGUACAUAUAAAAAUAAUUACGCUUAUUGUAUCUCUUACUUUUAGGUAAUUAACUAAAAAAUAACUGUAAUUAAUGUUGUUGUGGUAGGUGCACAGCGAUGUGUAUGAAAAUUUAUGAAUUCGGGACGAUUUUAGAGGAGGAGUAAUAAAGAAAUUUUAUCCUGGAUAGGACUUAUUAUUUUGUUAAGAAUUUCACUCGCCUGUAUAUUAUAUAACAUUUUGUGAAAUCUAAUUUCUGCCACAUUUGUAUAUAUACUUUAGGUAUCUGAUUAUUUCUCUCGUCUUUUUCAAACUCACCAUUGAACAUGAAGUGCUAUUUCACUUUUCUUAAUUAUAUUCACAAAUUUUCAAUUAAGUCGUAUUUCAUUACCUUUCUCAUUAUUUUGUUUCUUUUCCCACAUUCAUAUCUUAUGUUUCUUUGCAAAAUUCAUUUAUGAAAAGAAGAAAAUAUCUUCCGUCACAUGACUUUGAGAAAGACGAGUGAUAUUAUGCGGAAAAAUAUUUCCAAGAAUGUACUUGUAAAAAUCAUUUGUUUAUUUUAGUUGGAACGCUUUAAACGAAAUAUAGUGGUACAUGGAUUUUUAUAUAAAAUUUAUUAAUGUUAAAAAUAUUGACCCAAUAGCCAUUUUACAAAUGAAACGUCGAAAAUCUUCAAAGGUUUGAUCGCUCCAACCAAAGACUGAGUUCGCUUUACAUUUUCUGAUUUGGCAAACACGAAGUUUCAUCGAUAACGAGGCCGAUAUCUCGUUGCUUUUAAGUAAUUUAUGGUAAAUAAGCUAAACAGUAUGGUAAUCAAAGUAUUACUUAGCAAUAUUUGUGAAAUGUUUUAUUAUCCAAGAAAGUUUUUGUCAAAUGAUUUAUAUAGUUAAUCGAUGUGAUUCAGAAAAAAUAAUUCGGUCGAAUUGAGCCGUGAGACUUCGUGUUUACCCAAUUUGUUGCAUUCGCGGAAAACAAUACUGUACCAUGUAAGUAGGACUAAGCCGAAUCAAUGCAACUAUUUAGAGCGAUCGAACAAGACCUAUAAUCGUUUCGUGUGAAAAAAAAACAAAUUAUUAAGAGAAAGAAUGAGCUUACAAAUAUAAUGUUCAACGUGAAGCUCUUAAAAAAGUUCUGAGUGUUAAAAAAACUUUUACGAUAAUAUCGACAGGUGUCGAAAUGCGGUGUAUCUAUUAUACGUGUAUUUUAUUCUGUGAAUACAGUAGGACUUCUAUGUCGCUGUGCGACAGGAAGAUUUAAUUGGAAAAAACGCUCCAACCAAAGCUCCAGUUUGAACGAAAGUUUGACGAGAGUAUAGAGAAUUUUUCUCAAGAUUGUAUAGUCGGAGAACGUAAAAGGAAGGUGUAUCAAAUUCUAUAUAUGUAGAAUGUUUGAUCUAGAUAACCCUUUUAUUUGUUCUUCGAUACAUACAUCAUCUACUCUCUCGUCCCCUGAUAACACCUUUCACUGAGUGCAUGUAUCAAAUUUAAUUUGAUCCAAAUAAAAUAUCAUCAGAUAUAAAUUAAGGCGUGAAUUAUAUUUAUUGCUUAUAAACCGUCGAGAUCUAACAAAUAAAAAUUACAUUCCUAAAUUUA